AUGGCUGCAAGAACCAUCGUCAUCGACCACGGGUCUGGCUUUCUGAAGGCUGGCUUUUCGGGGUUCAAUGAGCCCCAGAUGGUCUUCCCGAGCAUCGUGAACUACAUCCCUUGCAGGGAGAACCCUGGCCCCAGCUAUGCCCGGCGGCGCGUGAGUCUAGGCAUCGAUAUUUGCCAUCCCGAAACCUUUAGCUACCCCGUCCACCGUGGCCGUGUCCUCAACUGGGAGGGUGUGGAGCACAUCUGGUCAUUUGUCCUAGAGAAACACAGGCUGGAGAAUGAGGACUCGCCCGUGAUGGUCACAGAGUUCCCCCUGAGGGAGCCUGCGGACCGUCAGAAGACCCUGGAGAUUAUGUUUGAGUUACUGAAUGUCCCGUCCAUCCUCCUGGCUGACCAGCUGGAGAUGUCCCUGUAUGCCUCUGGCCUCCUGACCGGCGUGGUGGUAGAUUCAGGCUAUGGCCUGACCCGCGUGCAGCCUUUCCAUCUGGGCUGCCCCUUACGGUCCAGUGCUAAGAUGCUGGAGUUUGCAGGCCAGGAUCUGUCGGCCUAUCUCUUCAAGAGCCUCUUUAAGGAAGAUGACAAUCGACACAACCUGUUUCAGGUGGAUACAGUGGCCGCCACUCAGUUGACCAAGUGCUACGUGCCACAGAAUCUGGGGGAGGCACUGGACUUUUGUCAGAGCCUGCCGAGAGGCUCCGAUGAGCAUAACUCCUAUCAGCUCCCGGAUGGCACCCCUGUGGAGCUGACCCCCAUGCAGCGGCUGGCUCCCGAGAUGUUCUUCAGCCCCGAGGUGUUCGACCUGCAAAGGCCCAGCAUCUCCCAGGCCGUCCUGGAUUCCAUCGAGACCUGCGAGGCCUCCAUGCACCCACUGCUCGUCUCCCACCUGAUGGCCUGCGGGGGCAACACCCUCUAUCCUGGCUUCACCAAUCGUCUGUACAAGCUGAUCGCUGAUCAUUUCUCCUCCACCAAGGCCACCAUGUGGGUGGGUUCCAACAGGAACUUUAGUGUCUGGCUAGGAGCGUCUGUAGUGGCUCAUCUGUCGACUUACAAGUCUAAGUGGAUGACCAAAGAGGAGUAUGAUGAGAGUUUCAAGCUGUGA
Messenger RNA from Eubalaena glacialis (North Atlantic right whale), 1098 nucleotides. It is a transcript of the gene ACTL8, whose product is annotated as actin like 8. Gene Ontology annotation, biological process: skeletal muscle thin filament assembly. The coding region runs from base 1 to 1098 and encodes 365 amino acids. The transcript is spliced from 2 exons. The record is from RefSeq and is a predicted model, not a curated record. Gene Ontology annotation, cellular component: striated muscle thin filament; actin filament; stress fiber. Lineage: Eukaryota; Metazoa; Chordata; Mammalia; Artiodactyla; Balaenidae.